CGCGCGUGAUCCCGGGCGCCGCGAGAGCACCGGACUGGCCGCCUGAGGUCCGUCACAACACAGGAUCCGGAGGAGGAAGAACUUUGCAAAUAGCUUUUUGUUCUCUUUCAGUUGCCAUUUGAGGAUCAUGUCGGCUUUACAGACCCUUGUGGAAAUGGGCUUUUCGGAGAACAGCGCGUAUUAAAUACAGCCUUCAACUCUGCAGAAAGAAAGCACUGGCUGUGACUGGAGGAGGUGGUGUAGAACAGGCAAUGGAAUGGCUUUUAGCACAUGCUGACGAUCCAGGCAUCAACGACCCACCUGCGGAGGAUGUAACAGGUGCUGCAGCUGGGCACAGUCUUGGUUCUCAAGAGGGUAGUGAAAAGAUGGAGACUAGUGAAACACCAGAAAGUAAGGAGUCUGGUGAUGCACCAGCAGAAAAAAGUGAAGAGACAGGAGAAGCUUCUGCAGAUGGGGAAGCUGCUAAAUCUAUUAAAUGUGAUGACUGUGGUAAACUUUUCAAAACUUCUGAAGAGGUUGAGUUUCAUGCUGUUAAAUCUGGCCAUUCCAAUUUCUCGGAAUCAACUGAGGAGAAGAAACCGCUAUCAGAAGAAGAGAGGGAGCAGAAGAAAAGGGAACUAGCAGAGAAGAUUAAGCAAAGGAGAAAGGAGAGAGAAGAGAUAGAGGAGAAGGAAGCAAGAGAGCGAGAGAGAAAGAGGAUCCAGAUGGGACAGGAAAUUGCUGAGAGAAAGCGCAUUAUGCAGGAGCAGGAAAUGAAGCGCAUUGCAGAUGAGCGCAGGAGAGAAAAACUAGAGGAUAAAAUUGCUCGGCAAAAGAUUAAAGAGCAGAUUGAAGCAGACAAGAGAGCAAGAAAGGAAAUGUUUGCAAAUAAGGAAGCACCUACUCAACCUCAGCCCCCAAAGCCUCAGCCAGUUGCGCAGCCAGCACAGAAAAAAGAAUACACAACAACAAGGUUGCAGAUCCGUCUGCCAUCUGGGGCACCCCUUGUCCAAGAAUUUAAAGCCAAGGAAACACUGUCUGCUGUCCGUCUGUGGAUCAGCCUCAAUCGUAAGGAUGGAGUACCCACAGAUGAGCCUUUCAACCUUUCUAUGUCAUUCCCAAGGAAGAAUUUUUCAGACGAAGAUAUGGAUAAGCCCUUGGAUGUUUUAGGCCUGGUUCCUUCGGCUGUACUAAUGGUUUCAAAGUAAACAGGUAAUUCAGUUUCCAUAUAGAAAUCAAGCUAACAGAUGUAUUCCAUUGGUCAUUUUCAUUUUCAAUGUAACCAUCUGCUCAAGGUAUCCUUAAAAUUGCAUGUCUCAAUUGCAUUUUUGAGGAUUUUCGCACACAAGUGAUGAUAGAAUAUGAUGAUAAAUUCACAUGAUAAUCAGAUUUGCUAUGUUUACACAACCAGUGUUUGAAUAAAGAUUUUAGUAAAUGCA
Molecule: messenger RNA, 1418 nt
Organism: Penaeus vannamei (Pacific white shrimp)
Lineage: Eukaryota; Metazoa; Arthropoda; Malacostraca; Decapoda; Penaeidae
Product: UBX domain-containing protein 1
Biological process (GO): negative regulation of protein K48-linked deubiquitination; negative regulation of proteasomal ubiquitin-dependent protein catabolic process; negative regulation of protein ubiquitination
Cellular component (GO): nucleus; cytoplasm
Molecular function (GO): K48-linked polyubiquitin modification-dependent protein binding
Source: RefSeq, a predicted model, not a curated record